Messenger RNA from Myotis myotis, 615 nucleotides. Its product is annotated as ferritin, heavy subunit-like. The record is from RefSeq and is a predicted model, not a curated record. The transcript has 5 exons. Bases 1 to 615 code for a protein of 204 amino acids. Gene Ontology annotation, biological process: iron ion transport; intracellular iron ion homeostasis. Gene Ontology annotation, cellular component: cytoplasm. Gene Ontology annotation, molecular function: ferric iron binding; ferrous iron binding. NCBI's taxonomy places the organism in Eukaryota, Metazoa, Chordata, Mammalia, Chiroptera, Vespertilionidae.
AUGCCUGGCUCCUUCUCUCAGGAUAGCUGUCCCUCAGGAAAUUCUCAGACUCCUCACUGCCUCCUAGAGAUCGACUUGGUGACCUGCCACUUCUAUGUCAGUUGCACCAGACAUGGCUUAGCUGAGAUGGAAGACAAACCACGGCUCCCUGAAGUGUGUAGUGUUGCUAUGAAUAAAGUGCUAUCUUAUGAGCUGCACAUCAGUGAUGCUUAUUUAUCUAUGGCCUAUAAUUCCAUUGACGAAUCAGUACAACCUUGUUUUGCCACAUUCUUUGAAGACCAAGCUGAUAUGAAGAGGGAAAAUGGAAAGGAAUUCCUAGAAUAUCUAGGAAAACGUGGGAAUAAAAUCUGCCUUCCAGUGUUUAAGAGGCCUGAGAUAGAGAACUGGGGAACCGGCCUAAGAGCUCUAGAGUGUGCUCUGGACCUGGAAGACCGGUUAACCACGCUCCUGCUGGACCUGAAGACCACAGCUUCUGCCAACAAAGAACGCGAUGUCUUAGAAUUCAUAGGAAAGUACCUGAAAGAACAGAAGAGGAGCACAAAAAACCUGCAAACCAAGCUAAAAUAUUGUAAGGAAAUUGAGAAUCAGGCCCAGAAGGAAGAAAAAGCCUGCUGA